AUGGGGUGUUGGCGGUGGGGGGCGCGCCGCGAGGAGCUGGGGAACGGGCAGGAGCUGCGCUUGCGGCCGAGCCUCCCGCUUCUCGGCUUCCCGGCGCAGGAAGGGCGAAUGCCCCGAGCUCCCCCGGCGCUCAGCCCCGCGCGCCGCCGCCAGUACCGCCGGCUCCGGGCCAUGGACGCCCCGGCCCCCGCCGCCCCGGGCCCGGGGAGGAAGGAGCUGAAGAUCGUGAUCGUGGGCGACGGCGGCUGCGGCAAGACCUCGCUGCUCAUGGUGUACAGCCAGGGCUCCUUCCCCGAGCGCUACGCCCCAUCCGUGUUCGAGAAGUACACGGCCAGCGUCACGGUGGGCAACAAGGAGGUGAUCCUGAACCUCUACGACACGGCCGGGCAGGAAGACUACGACCGGCUGCGGCCCCUGUCCUACCAGAACACCCACCUGGUGCUCAUCUGCUACGACGUCAUGAACCCCACCAGCUACGACAACGUCCUCAUCAAGUGGUUCCCCGAGGUCACGCACUUCUGCCGGGGGACCCCCAUGGUGCUCAUUGGCUGCAAGACGGACCUGAGGAAGGACAAGGAGCAGCUGCGGAAGCUGCGGGCGGCCCACCUGGAGCCCAUCACCUACACGCAGGGCCUGAGCACCUGCCAGCAGAUGCAGGCCGCCCUCUACCUGGAAUGUUCCGCCAAGUUCCGGGAGAACGUGGAGGACGUCUUCCGAGAGGCGGCCAAGGUGGCCCUCAGCGCCCUGAAGAAGGCGCAGCGGCAGAAACGGCCCCGGCGCUGCCUGCUGCUCUGAGCCCCUCCCCGGGGCCCUCGGCCCUCAGGACAGCACUGACAGCCCGGCCCCGCCUGCUCCCGGGUCCUGCCGGCCCCGGCUCACCGAGGGCACUUGGAGUUGUGUCUGGAGCCUGUGGCAAGACCCUGUGGAUGGCCCGGAACUUUCUCCUUUCCCAGCUGGGACUGUGACUGGGAGCUCGGAGCUGGGGCGUGCGUGGUGGGGGCGAGCGUGCUGGACUCCGUCCCUCGGCGCCCGGAACGGGCAUUGGUCCCAGGACGCAGGCGUGCCCUCUGCACUCUCCCCCCGGCCACACGUGUCCCCCUUCACACACCCAGUAGGGCCUCAAAGCCUGAGCUCCAAACAGCCAGCUGCACUGGUCCGGGGGCGGCUGCGGGUCUGGCGUGCCUCGCGGCCCUGGGCUGGGGAGAUAGGCAGGGCCGCAUCCUCCCGCCUGCUUCCUGCCCGGAGCGCCGGGCCCGGCCGGGCCCAGGCCUAUCAGGAGAACGCAGCCCCGGACACGGACACGGGAAUUGCAUCCCCCCACCCCCCCACGCUGAGGGCUUCAGCAGCAGCCUCUGGCCUGGCCAACAUCUUCCCAGAUCUGGGAGCACAUGACCAGGGGAGAAGACUCAGAAAGCAGAGCAAACACCGUGGACCACCCGUCCGACCCCUGCUCGGGGUCUCCUCACCCACAGCCCCCACUGCCAGAAGUGCCAGGUGAAGUGCCAGCAGCUCCUGCUCUGGGGCAGGCCAGUCCUGAGGCCGGGCCCCUGUCUGCAGGACAGCCCAGCCCAAGGGGAGUCCUCUAGCGCCCCCUGCCCCUCACAGCCACCACGGCUGCCGGGAUGGCCUCCUUCAAGAUCGGACUUGACUGACCGACCCUCCAGCCGCAGAUUCACGGAACUUCCUUCUGGAAGACCCAGGAAUUUUUUUUUAAAGUGCCCCAGGGGAUUCCAAUGCCAGAGACUGACAGCUGCUUGGUUCUGAGCUCAGUCUGGAGCCAGCGCUCCCGAAGGUGGGGUGAUGGCUUCAGGUGGCCCCUGCUCCCCAGGCACCACCUGACCCGUGUCCCGUCCCAGUGCUGUGGCCACCAAGCCGAGCUUCUCCGAAGUCACCUGCCGGGGAAAGACCUCUAAGCCAGCCCACCGCACCCACCUGGCUUCCCCGAGGCCCCGCCACGGGGACUCACCAGGCCCUCUGGUUCCAGCAGAGUCCAGGGCCUUGCAGACAAAGGAGGGUCUAGAACGGAGGUCAGCAAACGACGGCCUGUGAGCCCAAUCCGGCCGCUGUGUGUUUUUGUAAAUAAAGUUUUAUUGGAACA
Molecule: messenger RNA, 2098 nt
Organism: Pipistrellus kuhlii (Kuhl's pipistrelle)
Lineage: Eukaryota; Metazoa; Chordata; Mammalia; Chiroptera; Vespertilionidae
Gene: RHOF
Product: ras homolog family member F, filopodia associated
Exons: 6
Coding region: 1-795 (264 amino acids)
Biological process (GO): cell migration; small GTPase-mediated signal transduction
Molecular function (GO): GTPase activity; GTP binding
Source: RefSeq, a predicted model, not a curated record